Messenger RNA from Scomber scombrus (Atlantic mackerel), 2438 nucleotides. It is a transcript of the gene sigmar1, whose product is annotated as sigma non-opioid intracellular receptor 1. The transcript has 5 exons. Bases 61 to 729 code for a protein of 222 amino acids. Gene Ontology annotation, cellular component: endoplasmic reticulum. NCBI's taxonomy places the organism in Eukaryota, Metazoa, Chordata, Actinopteri, Scombriformes, Scombridae. The record is from RefSeq and is a predicted model, not a curated record.
UGUACACAUGUAGCCUGAGACCUGUCGCUGUGUGUCUGUCUGUUGGCUUUUGUUUCCAUCAUGUCUUUAAUUAAAACGAGUUUAAGACUGUUCCUGUUCUCCGUAGUCACCGUCCUGGCCGUGCUGCUGCUGCGGCACUGGAUGGCCACUAAGCAAUACGUUUUCAACAAAGAAGACGUCGCCAAACUGGCCAAACAGUACGCAGGACAGGACCAUGAGCAGGCCUUCUCCAAAGUGGUGGUGGAGCUCAGGAAGAGAUAUCCUGGCCACAUCCUGCCAGACGAGGACCUGCAGUGGGUGUUUGUGAACGCUGGAGGCUGGAUGGGCUCCAUGUGUCUCCUCCACGCUUCGCUCACAGAGUACCUGCUGCUGUUUGGUACCGCGGUGGACACAGGAGGACACUCAGGUCGCUACUGGGCUGAGAUUUCAGACACUAUCAUCUCUGGCACUUUCAGACAGUGGAAGGAGGGAACAACUAAGAGUGAACUUUACUACCCUGGUGACACCAUCGUACACAGCGUAGGCGAGGCUACAUCUGUCCAGUGGAGCGCCGGGACGUGGAUGGUGGAGUACGGCCGAGGUUUCAUCCCCUCCACGCUGGGCUUCGCUCUGGCAGACACCCUGUUCAGCACCCAGGACUUCCUUACAAUGUUCUACACUGUACGAGUUUACGUCAAAUGUCUGCUGCUCGAGGCUGGUACACUACUCGCAGACGCCGGAGUUUUCUGAGGCGCGGCCUGCACAGGGACAGUAAAAUCAAAUGUUUGCCAUGUCGUCCGAAGCCCCUUUUUGUCCCCUGACCACUUACAUCUAGCAUGGGGGGAAAGUCUGUUCAACCAUUUUUAACGGAAAUUGUAGACAAUCAAGCAUCAGUAGAGUUGAUUCCAUCUACAUUCAAGUGUGUGGCUCUCCAUGAAGGCUAUACAAAAAACUAAAUGUUUGACUUCACCCCGACUUGUAACACAAACUGACAUCCUGACAUCAAACUGCAUCAACAACAGUGAAUCUUUUUUUUAAACCACUGACUUUUAAGAAAUUAAGGCUGUACAUGCAGCAACAUGUCAUUCUGAAUCAACCCUCACCUCAAGUCCCUCCUUAGUAUCCUUUACACAAUGAUCAUUCCUCUGAGAGCUCUGCUACUGCCUCCCUAGUCAGUGAGAUCUUACUGUAAGUUUAAAAAUAUACAAACUAUUAUAUUUUUAAGAUCCAGUUUAAAGAAAUAGUCUCAAAGACCUUAAAACUACUCUUGCCAAAUUUGAGAUUGUUCUGUGAAUAAUACAGACACGUUUGUAACAAGGUGGAGUAUGCACUUUUUCAGCAACCAGUGAAAUGUAUAUAAUUUAAUGCUGAAGUUCAAAUUAGUUAUUGAUUGUCCUGCAUCUCUAGACCAAGGAGUCCUUCUUAAAAAAAAUGUGCAAAGCUUAAUUUGGCUUGUAAAACAAACAGCAUUUUCUAGAUACCCAUCUCAUAUUUAUAUGCAUGUGGAUUCUCAGUGAAUGUGGGUCUUGUGUUAAUCCAUUUUUCUGAAUAUCUGACUCUUUAAAACAUAUGUCACAGAACCCGACACCAAAAAGCCAAGAAGUGUGUUAUCUCCAAAGAUUAAGCCUCUGUUGUGUUUUGGCACUCGCUCAGAGUCGAUCUGUCAAUCAAAGAGAUUAUUUUGAAGAAAAGUGCAAGGAUGGUGUGAGGAAGGUCCCAUGUUGCCCCAAUGAGAGUCGUACUCAGAUCCUCGCCAGCUCAGAGGCAGCAAUGUUUAAAUGAUCAUAGAUUGUGUCUUAUUGUGUGUUGACUCCAGAGCUACCGUGCAACAGCUGAUUUCAAACAAUGAUAUUGGAGCAAUUUUCAGAUUUCUCCUUUUUUUUCUCUCCUCAAAACCCAACAUUUUUAGGAUUUAAUCCUAAUACAUUAUGUAAUGUAUCUGACAUAUUUUGGAAAGUUUUAUGAGUUGAAAUAGACUUGUUACAAUAUUUUUUUAAAUGUAACUACAACUAUCAACUUGGCUCUGGAAUUUUGCACUAUCUAAACAACACUAUCUGCGGGUCUCAUCGUUCACAUCUCCAUACUGUAAUAAACUACUGAGCAGAAGCAGUAGAAAAGUCAAAGCCUUUUGAAAAUAUUACACUUUGAAUUGUACUCUAAAAGCAAAUCACUGUUGCCCCCAGUUUCUACCUUUUCAGAUCAAAUAUAAGCCUUAUUUUCAGAUUGAUGCUUGAACCCGUCAAGCACCAUAUUAGUGCUUCUGUGGGGGUGAAAUCAUACUGUAGCUACCCAAAACUGGAGUUAUUUGGUUGAAAUGAAGCAGCAUCAGCAUCAUGUGGUCUCAGGUUGGAUGGAAAAGCAAAUGAUACUGUAACUUGAACAUUGAUGAGUGGAUGUGCAAUGUACUGUAAGGUAAUGAUGAAAACUGACAGUGCCAAAAGAAAUAAAUGUUUUUGGAA